GGCUGGGACGGACGUUUCAGCCCCCCCUUCCCCUCCCCCCUUUCUUGGCCACACAAAUCUUCAAGAAAAUCUGUUAGAAUAUACCUUAGGUCGCCAGCUGAGAUAAUGUAAUGCUUCAGGGGCGUACGCAAAGAGGGAGCUCCGCACUGACACGAUUUAUAUGAGCCUUGAGUGACGAUUGCUCGCUGCUAGCUAACUGGCCAAGCUAGCCUUAGCUGAUCCGUCGCAAACUCCCCUCACUUUUCGUCGGUGUAAGUGAACCUCUCCGGUGUGAACUGCGGCCAGUCACUGGUGCAGCUUCCGUUGCUGUCAACCGGUAUUUCGGCAAUUUGGUUUUAAGAGGGAAAGAAUGGGGGCAUUCCUGGACAAACCAAAGAUGGAAAAAUACAAUUCCCAUGGUGAGGGUAAUCACCUGAUGUAUGGGCUAAGCAGCAUGCAGGGUUGGCGGGUAGAGAUGGAAGAUGCACACACAGCAGUAAUUGGUUUGCCUCAUGGUCUCGACCUUUGGUCGUUCUUUGCUGUUUAUGAUGGGCAUGCUGGCUCUCAGGUGGCCAAGUACUGCUGUGAGCACCUGCUGGAGCACAUCACCAGCAACUCAGACUUCCAGAGUGCUCUGCAGGAGGAUGCCUCUGUGGAUAGCGUGAAGAAAGGGAUCCGCACAGGGUUCCUGCAGAUUGAUGAACACAUGCGAACCAUCUCUGAGAAGAAGCACGGUGUGGACCGUAGUGGCUCCACUGCAGUGGGAGUGAUGAUUUCACCAAGCCAUGUCUACUUUAUUAACUGUGGCGACUCACGAGGACUCCUCAGCCGGGGCUCAGCUGUCCACUUCUUCACACAGGAUCAUAAACCCAGCAACCCUCUGGAGAAGGAAAGGAUCCAAAAUGCCGGUGGCUCAGUUAUGAUCCAGCGAGUUAAUGGGUCCCUAGCUGUGUCCCGGGCUCUGGGAGACUUCGACUACAAGUGUGUGCAUGGAAAAGGUCCGACAGAGCAGCUUGUCUCUCCUGAGCCUGAAGUUUAUGCAAUAGAGAGAAGCGAGGCAGAAGAUGAAUUCAUUAUACUAGCUUGUGAUGGCAUCUGGGAUGUCAUGGCGAAUGAAGAACUAUGUGACUUUGUCAGGUCAAGGCUAGAGGUGACAGAUGAUCUUGAAAGAGUCAGCAAUGAAAUUGUUGACACCUGCUUGUACAAGGGAAGCCGGGACAAUAUGAGUGUUGUGUUAAUCUGCUUUCCUGGGGCCCCAAAGGUAUCUCCAGAAGCAGUGAAACGGGAGGCUGAGCUGGAUAAAUAUCUGGAGGCCAGAGUAGAAGAGAUCAUCAAAAAGCAGGGUGAUGAAGGUGUCCCAGAUUUGGUCCAUGUAAUGCGGACGUUAGCAUCUGAGAGCAUCCCUAACCUCCCUCCUGGUGGAGAGCUGGCAAGCAAACGAAGUGUUAUUGAAGCGGUGUACAACAAGCUUAACCCCUAUCGAAGUGAUGACACAGACUCUGCGUCCACAGACGACAUGUGGUAACACAACCUCCUACCACUAACACAGCAUAGAGUUUACAAACCACCAUCCUCUCAAGACCCACAGCAGCUCAGCUCAGCAGUCUGUCUCUCCGUCACUCUGAGCUUUUGGUUUCUAAGAAGGGAAUUUCAUGGGAGGAGGAGAAGGAGGAGGAGGAGGAGGAAGAGGAGUUGCAUGCACACAAACCUGGAAUAGUGCAGCACCAGUCCACUCUGGAGUUCAGGAUCCCCACUGUCUUGUCUCCCCUUUUUGUUCACCCACCUUAAUACUCUCCUCUAAAGUAAUCCAUAACAAGUGAGUCCACAAGUUUUUCUUUCUUUUUUUUUUUUGUUAAAUAAUCCGCUUAAGUAGUAAAAUUUUUUGCUGUAAUUAAUUUGAUUCACAUUUCCUUGUGUGUGUUUGUAUAUUUCUGUUUUUGUGAAGUGCAAUUGUCCUGUACAAACAGCCUGUAUUUAAUGCAGCUUGAUUUUAAGUUAAAAAAUGAAAGAAAUGAAAAAGAGAACCUUUUUAUGCACUAUCUGCCUUUUCCUGCUCUUCUGGAAUUCUAACAAAUGUCUAUUCAGUGAAUAUUACUGCUUGUCCUCCAGGCACAAUGUCUCUCGCUUUUACUUUUCUUUAGUUUUUUUUUUUUUCUUCAGUUAGUCUAUGCUCCUUUUUAAAAAACGGGUAAAUUGUAUAGUUGACAGCACAGUAAGCUCUCUAUAUCAAACCAUUUAAAUCCUAAUUAUUUUUUCCCUGUGCUUUUUUUUAUUGUAUUUUAUUUUUGUAUGUGGUUUUCUGUACAUGCUCAAAUAAUAAUGGCAAAGUGUUUUUCAGUCAUUUUUGGACGUGUGAAGUGAAAAAGCUUUAUUUUUUUCAUUUCUUCGAGGCAUCUGAUGAAAAAAAGACCCCUGUUUAACACGUUUGUCAGUGCAGAUAGAUACUUGCAAGCGUGCGUGGGUGCUUGUGUGUAUGUGUGUGCGCACGUGUGGUAGUUUUAAAGGCAGAUUUGUAUGUGCAACUGUUAAUUUAAAUUUGCUCAAGGUGGUUCAGACAGCAGACCAGGCUGGAGUUUAAGGGAAUCGCUAUCCCAAUGCUUACCCCAUUGACCGGCCUUCUAAGCUGGUGUCUCAUAUUGACCCAACACAGGCUUUCACUACUUCUUAUUCCAGAAGCUUUGGAUAACAGAGUUUACAUGCUGUUACGCUAUUUGAACAACUUCAAGCCAGAACUAUACUGCAACCUGAGAUGACACAAGUAGUUCAAUUUACCCACGUGUACAAUGAUUUGCCACUAGUCAGGUCUUGGCUAGUUUACACAUCUACUGUGUCAUAUUUAAAUUUCAGUUUCUACACAUUAAUUGUUACCAGUGCCCACUGUGGGUGCCAUAUGAUUUUAUGAUCACUUGUUUCAGCUUUAUGACAGCCUAUGCCAAGUUUUUUUUUUUUUUUUUUUCAUGAGAUUCAGUUUUUGUAUGUGGUACAGAUACUAUUUUAUCUUCUACCUUUUAACAUGAUCUGGUAAUUUGACUGAUAUAAAUAGCUUAAGCACUGACUAUUUUAGAGAAAAUCACCCAUUACUAUUCUGAUGAUCUGAGGAUAAACUGUUGACUCUAAAACCUUACAGGCUAUUGUUUUCUUUGUUUGUUUUUUCCUCUUUUUUAUUUUUAUUUUUUACAUCGUCUUUAUUUGGACAUUCAAACUAAGAACAAAUCGGCUAACUGCAGUGAGUUCUCAUGGUUGUAUAGCACCUUUUUAUUCCCAUCGGGUUUUCUCUGCUCAACAACCCCCUCCCCCCCUCACGGCACCACAAGCCAGAGCACAAUACGGUUUGCUGCUAUAGUGUUUGAUUCCUGAGUUGAUUUUCAGUAAAAAAAAAAAAUCCCCUCUAAAAAGAUGAAUAGUCACUGACUAAUCUGUAUUUACCACACACAAUAGAUUUAUUUCUUGAAGAGAAAUGGUUUUAUUUCAGAUUUAUUUUCUGCCUUUUUUGCCUAAAAUUGCAUUGUUGGAAAUUUAUGUAUGUAUAUAUUUUUGACUUAAACUCUCAAGGAAUAAAUCAUGUUGCUUGAGUUAGUUUUUUGCCAUGGACAGAAUGUGAUUCUGCUUUGUCUUGGGAUGGUUAGUUAAAUAUUUAGGAAAAGGUUUCUCUCUUCUAUCUCUUGGGGUUUUCUCUGAUCUUGAUCUUGGUAAUAAUAUACUAAAAAUGUAAUUCUUCAUUUAUCAAAAUGACAAUCCUAACUAUGUCACCACAUUUGGGUUUGUGGUGGGUGUGGUGAUGAAAUGUUAAACAGAACACAGAUUUUAACUUUCACUAGAAUCCUAAAUGAGCUGCUCUCUAAUAUGCUUUAGUGACAAAAGGCCAAAGACCACCCAGAUUUUGUAAGUGUAAAGCUUAUAUUAAAAAAAUGAUUAAUAUAAAAAGAGAGGAAGUAUCUGUAACCAGGUGGAAGAUGUUGAAGUGUUAAGAUGUUAGAGAGUCAUGUUAAAUUUAAAGGUACCCUGUGGAGUUUUUGACCACCAGUGGUGCUGUAGAGAAAUGUUUUUUGAUGAGCGGGUCCUUGCUUUACUCACAAGGAUGAAUGUACAGGACACAAACAUGGGUGACGUAAUGUGCACUUCUGACUGUAGAGGGCAGUAAUGUGCAUACGAACGGUUGUGGCAAAUUGCCAAUGCGCUAAAAAAAGAAGAUAACUGCAGGUUGAUGUAAAAGGUGCAGGUUUCAUGAGACGUGGAACCGCCUUGAAAAUGUUUAAACCUCAAAGGUAUAAAAAAACUUUUUGAAAGAUUUAGCAUGUCAACUAAAUUGCGAGUUUAUAGUGGAAACUCCAUGUGGUACCUAAGCAGAUAAUGUCAUCUCUACUAAAAACGCCAUUAGCAGCACAAUCAUAAUAAAUCAAAUUUCCUGUUUAAAGUGGUGGCUCACUAAAGCAAAACAUAUAUCCAUGAAACAGAAAACAUUUAUUUUUGUGGGUGUUUGUGUAGUUCACUAAAUUUUCCUUUUUUCAGAAACAAAAAACAAAACAGCAACAAAAAACCAACAGUUGCCACAUCUGAAUUCUCCUGCUCCUUUUUUUCUCUUAUGUUUUUUGAUGUUAGAAUACAGUUGUGUAUUUCUACCACGAUACUUACCAAUACUUAUACACUGACUAUACUUACAUCAUGUAAAAAAAACCCAACUCAUUCAUUAUUGUUAACAGAUGAUUGGAGGAAACUUAUUGGGUUGUAUGGAAAUGCCUUUUUUAUGUAGAGAUGCAGUUUUUAUUGCAUCUGGAAGCUGUUUGACUUUUUUGCGCUGCAUUGCUUUUAUUUUUUUAAGCCAGUGUGCUAAAUGUCUCUUGACUAGUUUUCAGCACCCUUUGUUGCUUGUCUGUUUGUUGCAGACCUGGUAGGUUUUGAUAACUCUGAAAGCAACAUUUUUUAAGCUCAAUAAGGAACAAACAUAUAUUUCUUUGCCACUUGGGGCCAUCGCCUAAUCUCCCAAUCUCCCCCGCCCCCAUGGACUAUCCUGCACUUGCCCCUUAAAAUCUACUUCUUUUUUUUUUUUAGAGUGUGGCCCUUAGAUGAUGCUGGUUAAAAAAAUGCAACUCAUUCCACAGAAUGAACAUAAAUGUAGAAAUAAACUUUCUUAAUUAUUCAGAAUUGCUGUAGUUGGAAUGUUAGCAGAUAUUUACAGUGGCUUGGCUGUGAUUUGUAAGGGUGUUUUUAUUUCAGUGAAGUUUCCAUCGCAUCCCUUUUUACUCCCACAGCCCCAACAAAAAAAAAAGAACAAAACAAACAAAAAAAAAAAAAGAUCCCAACAUCCUCUCUCUCCUUGUUUUGAUUUUUCAUGAAACUAAAAUACCUCAUAACAUUUAUAGGAAGUGUUUUGUCUUGUGUUCUGUAGAUCCAAACUGUUCAGAAAGCAGUUCACGUGUGCAGACUAAUGAGAGCAGUUUUCUUGUGCCCCCCCCCCCCCCCCCCCUUAGAACUUGUGAUUUGAACACACUAUGGAGUGGGAUAAGCCUGUGCUCAUGUAUAGUAUUUGACUGAAUUGUAAUAAUGUUAACAAAAACAAGUAACAAUUUUAAGUGGCUACUGCGAAUGACGACUUAUUUUAGUAUCUAGGAACACUAUUGGCCUUGUUGUAUAAGCUGAUGCCCCCUUAAAAACCCCUCAAACGCUCACCUGUGUAAUUUCACCGACAUGUCCACUUGUGUGAUGCUCACUUAGCUUACAAAAAAAAACAAAAAACAAAAAAAACAUCUAGAAUUGUAUCAAGAGUUCAGGGUUUUAGAAAUGUGAGAUGUGUGAGAAAAUAGGUGUGACUAAAUGACAAUAGUCAUAUGCACUGAUCAUCUGUAUAAUCAGCUUUUCUCAGAAAAUGUUAUUGUAGAGAAAAAAAAAAGUUUAAAGCUAUUUACAGAGUUAUGUUUGGUUGCCUGGAAUGCAUCCUGUAUAUUCUUGUACAGAGGAUUACCUGGCAGAAGUUGAAGAGAUUUUAAUUGCUUGCGCCCUCUUGUACAUAUUGAUGUACAUCGGUUGUGGCGUUUACUGUGUGACCCUCAGCAGUGGUGGUUUAUUUGCCCCCUGCGACCUGAGCCUCACUUCGCUGACCUUUUUCAGCUCAUAAAUAAGCUCACCGAUUUGCCUUACCCAAUCUCAUGUUGCCCCCUAAAGUACUUGUUCAACAAAACACUAUGAGGAAGAGUAAUGCUGCUGACAUUACACUCUUUAUAGAUUGAAAAACUGUCUCCAUGUUAGGGUACUUACACUAUCAACAAAGUGACUCUGUCCUGGUUGUCACAAGGUACAACUUUUCAACCAUCACUGGUUUGUAUGCUAUUUCCUCCCCAUGAUACCUGUUUUGAAUCUCAGUCUUGAAAGCUUAUUUAAUUUUUCACUGCAGAUGAUGUCAUACUUUUAACAAAUGCAAGUGUUUUAACAUGGUAACCUCGUAAGCAUUCAAAAAUGUGCAUACAUACAUUCAUGUCUGCUAUAUUUAUGAUUACAUUCAAGAAUAGCUUUAGAGUGCUGUAGAUAAGUAUUGUCAAUGUUGAUUCAAAUGCUUCUCAGAGGCCUCUGUGAGUUAUUUUACAAAGUUCAAUAACUGUAUAUUUUGUAUUAUGUUCUAGCUCCAAAGGAAUGGCAGAAAAAAAAGAAAAUGUUGAAAAAAGCUUUGUUCCCUGAACUAAAUUGUACUAUUUGUGUUGUCGAUUGAACAAAUUGCAUUCCUUGCUUGUGAAUUGAUGCAUUUCUCUCCCUGCUCCUUAAAUCUUCUCCCCUCCUUUCCCUCCUUUCUUUCAUUUUUUUAGCCUUUGAAGUUUGAAUAAAAUUUCUAGUUUGCAGAAUGUAUUACUAAAUAAAUGGGUUGUCAUCUUGUA
Molecule: messenger RNA, 6842 nt
Organism: Scomber japonicus (chub mackerel)
Lineage: Eukaryota; Metazoa; Chordata; Actinopteri; Scombriformes; Scombridae
Gene: ppm1aa
Product: protein phosphatase, Mg2+/Mn2+ dependent, 1Aa
Exons: 6
Coding region: 350-1504 (384 amino acids)
Biological process (GO): negative regulation of canonical NF-kappaB signal transduction; positive regulation of canonical Wnt signaling pathway; protein dephosphorylation
Cellular component (GO): nucleus; cytosol
Molecular function (GO): protein serine/threonine phosphatase activity; magnesium ion binding; manganese ion binding
Source: RefSeq, a predicted model, not a curated record